Rubroshorea leprosula is the source of this 1167-nucleotide messenger RNA. NCBI's taxonomy places the organism in Eukaryota, Viridiplantae, Streptophyta, Magnoliopsida, Malvales, Dipterocarpaceae. The record is from the annotation of a GenBank genome assembly.
AAAAUUAUUUGAAUGAGAUUUUAGACAAGAGAACUUUAAAAUGAUUAAAACGAAUGAUUCGUAUUGUUCUUGUUGUUGAUCUUGCUUUAUUGAAAUAUUUUCUUUAUUUGCAGGGUGGAUGGAGGCCAGAGACAGUCAGAAACCCUUUUUCAAAGCAGAGUUCAAUGGGAAGCAGCAGAGUCGUCCCUAGUCCUACUACCUCCACCAUAGUGUCGCCUCACAUUCGUCUUACUGACAUUACUGUGCCACAACAGCAAGGGAAUGCCCCAGCGUUAGCUCAGCAACUAGUUGCACCCAUGACACAGUUGCUGCCUCAAUCAAAUCCAGGGAUGAUCCCUGAAAUGCGACAGCCUCCAGUAGUUCCCUCUCCAAUUACACAGAAAGAUGUAACCUUAACCAUUAAAAAUCAACCCACCAUGCACUCUUACAUGCCAAACUUUCAGGUUGCAGCUGGCCCAUCAUUGCAGUUUGAAACCAUAACUAACGUAAAAUCUUCACCACCAGUGACCAUGGCACCAACAGCAGCAGAAAAGUUACAUACUCCAUUUUCCUUGCCAGCCUAUGUAUCAAGGUCACAAACACAGUCACAAUUGCAGUCACAGCCAUCCCUUACAUCUGAUCCACUAUUUACUCAUGCAUAUUCAUCUAGAGUUCCAUUGGGAAAUAUUGAUGCAGUAACUGAUCUAUGGAGAGCCAGGCAAGGUUUGGCUUCUACUCCUUACUCUCAGGCCAAUCAGAACAAUUAUAAUACAUCAUUGGGAGGACCUGUGCAGCCUCAGUUGGAGCCAGGUCCUCCAUUGGAAGGGAAUGAGUUUGUGAGUAACAAAGGAUUUGAGUCAUGGAGUCCGGACAAAAGUUCCACUAGAUCUCCAGGGUAUGUACCAAGACGAAACCUAGGGCCUGGAACAAACCCCAGAUGGGGUUACAGGCCAGAUAAUUCAUGGCAACAGGGUUCAUCUGAGUACUGGGAUCAUAACAGACAGGGCAAUAGAAGGUGGCGUGACCGGAGGAGAUGACUUGUUCCGGGUUUUAGAAGUGAUUGAUUCUGCCUGGCCUGUUAUCAGCUUCCUGUAUACACUAAAUGUUUAGUGACAUUUUUGUGUUCGGAGAAAAGGAUGGGUAGAUAUAUGAGAAGAUAGGAACAGUAAAUAUAAUGAACAUUACAGA